Sipha flava (yellow sugarcane aphid) is the source of this 1257-nucleotide messenger RNA. RefSeq names its product KN motif and ankyrin repeat domain-containing protein 2-like. The record is from RefSeq and is a predicted model, not a curated record. Gene Ontology annotation, biological process: negative regulation of actin filament polymerization. Gene Ontology annotation, molecular function: protein binding. Lineage: Eukaryota; Metazoa; Arthropoda; Insecta; Hemiptera; Aphididae. Gene Ontology annotation, cellular component: cytoskeleton; cytoplasm.
AUAAAAGAAUUAUUGUCUUCGACGCUAAAACUUCAAAAUGGACUUCCUGAAGCGGAUGUGAAUUUCAAACCUAUUCAAGAUGAUUUGAACAAGAACGGUCCGAGCAAAGAAAUGAAAGGUGCUUUGAAAGUUUUGAACCAUUCUCUGAAGAAAACAUCAGCCACUAUAUUACCAAGGACUCAACUAAAGCAAGCAAUAGAUAUUGUCCGAGAAGAAUGGUUUAAGGUGGCGAGUUCGAGGAAUUGCGCCGGCCACCUUGUAAGGAACUAUGUCAACUGGUUCACUUCAUACUCGCCGGUUUUAUUGGAAUUUAUAAUCAAUAUGACAGACGCUGCGGGAAAUACUGUAUUACACUAUGCGAUUUCUCAUGGAAAUUUCGACGUCGUAUCAACCAUAAUAGAUACAGGCUUAUGUAAUGUAAACUUGACUAAUGACGCGGGAUAUUCGAGCAUCAUGCUAGUUUCAUUGGCCGAAAUAAAAAAUGACGCCGAAAUGAAAAUCAUUAAAAGACUGUUCCAAUGCGGUGAUGUAAAUCUGCAGGCUCAAAAGCAUGGCCAAACGACACUAAUGUUAGCAGUGUCUCAUGGUAAAACUGAAGUAGUCAAAUUACUCUUGGAAUGUGGAGCUGACCUUAAUAUGCAAGACGAAGACGGCAGUACAGCUUUAAUGUGCGCCGCCGAACAUGGUCUACAGGAAAUCGUCAAUAUACUAUUGUCUUGUCCCGAGUGCGAUGUAUUAAUCGCUGACAAUGACGGAAGUACAGCACUUAGUAUUGCUAUGGAAGCAGGGCAUAAAGAAAUAGGUAUAGCUCUGUAUGCUAAACAACAUAUAUUAUCCAGAGAAAAUUCACCAUUCAAUCUGUCAAAAACGAAAAGAUCAAGAAGUGCAAAUACUGUGAUGCCUUCUACUUUAUCUUACUCACAUUUAUCACUGAAAAAAUCACAAAGUCUACAGCCCCGAGAAUAUGCAACUUUAUCUUCCAUGUUAAAAACCAGGACUCCUUAACAAUCUUCUCUUUAUAUAUAUAUUACUUAAUUAACCUAAUAGGAUGUCUAUUUAAACUUUAUUAUAAAAUGAUUAGCAUCAAACUUUUUUUGUUAUUUUCAACAUUUUUAAUAUUAUAUUAUGUAAAUUUCACUGUGGGGAUCAUAAACCCAUAGUAAGUCAAAAUAAAAACAAUGUAUAGCUAUGUCAUUGCCAAAUAUCUAAUACACAUAGCAACAAUAAAAUAAAAUAUUUAAGUAUAAUUGUUAUUAA